CUCCUGUCUUGGCCCUGCAGGACAGUCUAUGAGGCAACUCCAGCUUACCUACACUGACUUCUUCCCUGACUACUUCUCACUAGCUGAGAAGCCCCCAGCUGAAUUCUGCCUCUCCCCGGAUGGCAACACAGAGUCCAUCUCUAUCGACUUGCUGCAGAAGAAGGGUCUGGUGAAGGCAAUCAACACUGCUGUUGACCUGAUUGUGGCUCACUUUGGAACCAGCAGGGAUCCAAGGGUGAAGGCCAAACUUGGAAACAGCUCUGUGAGCCCCAAUGUGGGACAUCUCAUCCUGAAAUACCUGUGCCCAGCUGUCCGGGACAUCCUGAGUGAUGGGCUCAAGGCCUAUGUCCUAGACAUGAUCAUUGGCCAGAGGAGAAACAUCCCCUGGAACGUGGUGGAGGCGUCCACCCAACUAGGUAUGGAGGAUGUGUGGUGAUGCUUGUCACUCUGUGGUACUGCUGUGCUGUGGCUGGGAGGUGCUGGGGAAGGUCCAAAUUCUCCUAUAACAGGCCCUAGCAAUGAAAAAAAGCCCAGACAAA
Messenger RNA from Oxyura jamaicensis (ruddy duck), 539 nucleotides. RefSeq names its product iporin-like. Gene Ontology annotation, cellular component: cytoplasmic vesicle. The record is from RefSeq and is a predicted model, not a curated record. Bases 29 to 436 code for a protein of 135 amino acids. Lineage: Eukaryota; Metazoa; Chordata; Aves; Anseriformes; Anatidae. The transcript has 3 exons.